AUCACCUCGUAUGUGUUGCAUCGGCGAGUAUCUAUCGAGUUUUACUAAACGUUCAACAUGUUGCUGUUUUUAAUAUGGCUCACUGCAAUCAAAAUUCAUUCCUGUUUCGGCACAGAUGGCAUCAUACUGUCGGAGAAAGUAUCGGUGUCUUCAGAGGAUACUGUAGUGGCUGACGACCCGCUCCCGGUUGUAUCUUCUGAUCGAAUCGUUGGAGGACAAGAAAUUGACAUUAUUGAGGUUCCUUAUCAAGUAUCGUUCAUUGUUAACAAUUCAUACUUCUGUGGCGGAUUCAUCGUUAGCGAGAAACAUAUACUCACCGCAGGACAUUGUGCUCAGAACGUAGAUCCCAGUACAGUGGUACUUCGAGCGGGCAGUACUUGGCGGAAGAAUGGUACCAUUAUCCCGAUAGCAAAAGUGACACCUCAUCCUCAGUACAAUGACCCAGCAUUCGACAAAGAUGUAGCUGUCAUGCAGACUGUUGAACCGAUGAAUUUCGAUGAGACGAUGCAACCGAUCCCUCUGGCGCCAAUGAAUAGGAAGAUGAAAGGCGGCACGGAAAUUGUGGUCAGCGGGUGGGGACGAACGCGGGAAGGGGCCCCCACAAUCCCUGAUCAUUUGAUGGCCGUCCAGAUACCGGUAGUCACCUGGAACCAGUGUUAUAUGACCUACUUUUCGGUACUGACUGAAAAUGAAUUCUGUGCCGGCAACUUAUUUCUUGGAGGCCAGGGAACAUGCCAGGGUGAUUCCGGAGGCACUGCAAUCCAGGACGGCAUGGCUGUAGGCAUAGUGUCAUACGGUCGAGGUUGUGGACAGCCACUCAGUCCCAGCGUCUUCGCUGAUGUAGCGGCCCCCACCAUCAGAGAAUUCAUCAAGGAACACACAGGACUCUGAUUGUGUUAUAUAUUCAAUUUACUCGAAAU
Molecule: messenger RNA, 920 nt
Organism: Chilo suppressalis (striped riceborer)
Lineage: Eukaryota; Metazoa; Arthropoda; Insecta; Lepidoptera; Crambidae
Source: the annotation of a GenBank genome assembly